This is a messenger RNA of Daucus carota subsp. sativus, 2502 nucleotides long. RefSeq names its product protein NPG1-like. Gene Ontology annotation, molecular function: protein binding. The record is from RefSeq and is a predicted model, not a curated record. The transcript has 6 exons. Bases 160 to 2322 code for a protein of 720 amino acids. NCBI's taxonomy places the organism in Eukaryota, Viridiplantae, Streptophyta, Magnoliopsida, Apiales, Apiaceae.
UAAAUUUAGGGGUCAAACGGCGAGAUUAGAGUUUCUGCAAUUUCAUUGGUCCAGAUUAUUAGUAUGAUUCUAUGAAAAUCUCCCUUGUCACAUAUCUCUCUGCAUGUAUAUAAUGAAUACGCAUAAUGUGUAUGAAAAGUUUAAAGAUUUGAGCUGCUAAUGGGAGGAUAUGAUUGUUUGGGGAUAUCCUGUUGUGUUGGUUUUGUAAAAGGAAAGAAGAAGCUACAUAGGAUAACAAGUAUGUCUGAGGAGGACGGUAAGCUUAUCAGUGAACCUGCGGUCUGGCAGUUCAGUGCAAAUGGAGUUUGUAUAAAAGCUGAUACAAUUGAGGAAAAGCUUGAUGCGGGAAAUGUUGAAGAUUCAGAAUCUAGUUUGUGUGAGAAGUUGAUGAUAAGUUCCGAGGAAGCCAAAAUUCUUCUAGGAAGACUGCAAUAUCAGAGAGGAAAAGUUGAAAGUGCUCUCCGUAUUAUAAAUGGUGCUGAUCUUCAAGCUGCUAUCCAGAAAAUACCACCCACUGAGAAACAACCACCUAAGAAGGGCCGUCCUCGCAGUGAAUCUGGACCGUCACAGCAUCCGGCUACUCUGCUGCUUGAAGGCAGAUAUAUAAAAGCCAAGUGUCUUCAAAAGCUAGGGAAAACAAGGGAAUCUGCUCAAGAAUGUGGAAGUUUGCUUGAUGCUGUAGAAAAAAUAUUCCCUCAAGGAGUACCUGAUACACUAAUUGAUAGUAAGUUGCAAGAGACAAUCAGUCAUGCUGCAGAGCUUCUGCCACAGCUAUCGAAGCUUUGUGAUAGUUUUUCUGAAACAAUAACUGCUUAUCGACGUGCUUUAGUUAAUCAGUUGAAUCUUGAGAAUGGCUGCUGUGCAAGGAUCCAGAAAGAUUUUGCAGUACUCUUACUGUACUGUGGCGUGGAUGUUACCCCACCAACUGCAGAUUCAACAACGGAUGGUCCAUACGUGCCUCGGAACAGUUUUGAAGAAGCUAUAUUACUUUUGAUGCUAGCUAUGAGAAAUUUUCAACUCAGUAAGGCUCGUUGGGAUCCUUCCGUUAUUGAACACCUUACAUAUGCUCUAUCUCUAUGCAGCCAGACGUCUGUUCUAGCAAAACAACUUGAAGAGAUCAUGCCUGGGCUAUUACAUCGUGUUGAACGCUGGAAAUUGUUGUCUCUUUGCUUUGGUGGAUCAGGGCAUAAUGAAACUGCCAUAAAUCUGUUAAGAAAAUGUUUGCAUAAACAUGAAAAUCCAGAUGACAUUGUAUCAUUGUUAUUGGCAGCGAAGAUCUGCAGUGAAGACAACCUUCUUGCUGCUGAGGGAGUGGGAUAUGCUCGUAGAGCGAUUGACAAUGCUCAUGGUUUAAACAAGUAUCUGGAGGGUGUUAGUCUUCGCGUUUUAAGUCUUUGUUUAGCAAAACAGUCUAAAGUUUCUUUGUCAGACUAUGAGAGAUCACGUCUGCAGUCUGAAGCUUUGAAAUCAUUAGACAAGGCAGUUACUUUAGACCCCAAUAACUCAGAGCUGAUUUUUGAUUUAGGUGUUCAAUAUGCAGAACACAGAAAUUUAAAUGCAGCUCUGCAUUAUGCCAAGAAGUACGUUGACAUAACUGGAGGAUCCAUAUUAAAGGGUUGGAGAUUACUUGUUUUAGUUUUGUCUGCUCAGCAAAGAUUUUCAGAAGCUCAAGUUGUCACAGAUGCAGCCUUAGAUGAAACAGCAAAGUGGGAUCAAGGAACACUCCUAAGGAUGAAAGCAAAGCUUAAAACUGCACAGUCUCUACACAAGGAUGCGAUUGAAAGUUAUAGCUAUCUCCUUGCAUUAGUUCAAGCUCAGAAGAAAUCUCAGGCGCCUCUCCGCAAUACUUCUCAGGACGAGGGAAGUAUGGUUAAUGAGUAUGACGUUUGGCAUGGUCUUUCAACUUUGUACGCCAGCCUUUUCCAGUGGAAGGAUGCAGAGGUAUGCUUAGGAAAAGCUAAAGAGCUUGUUGAGUAUUCUGCAGAAACCCUGUAUGCAGAAGGUAUUAUGUGCGAGACGCGUGGAGAAGUUACUGAAGCUUUGGCUGCUUAUGUCAAUGCUCUUAUGAUAGAACCCUGUAAUGUACCUUGCAAGAUCUUGCUUGGUGCUCUAUUACCUAAGAUGGGCACAAAAUGGUUGGCCUCUGCAAGAACCAUACUCUCUGAUGCUCUGAGGAUCGAGCCAACUAACCGUAUGGCCUGGUACCAAUUGGCAUUGGUACAUAGAGAUGAUGGUCGACUAGCGGAUGCUGCAGAGUGCUUCCAGGCUGCCACAAUGCUUGAAGAAUCUGAUCCCAUUGAAAGCUUUAGCUCCGUUCUUUAAAUGAACGCAACAAUUUUGUUAUGAAUUAUUAAAAUGAGAUUCUGGGAGAUCAUUUCUUGAGGAUGGUCUCGGGAUCACUUCAUAUACAGAUUUUGCAUUAUUAGGAAAUGAUAUGUGUUCAUGUAUCUCAGUGCUAUUUGUAAGCCAGAGGCAGUAUUCUAAAAAUUCCAGAUUUCUUUU